UCCGAUCUUGAGUCUAAUAAAAUGCCAACACAUUUUCUCUCAUCUCUUCUCAUUUAUAAACAAGUUCGAUAGCCAAAUAUUAAAAAGAGCAUAUAGUAAAAUCUUUCUUCUUCGUAAUUUUUCUUAUUAAACAAAGUUAUUGUCAAAUUAUAGAAUGGUUGUGAAACUAUAUGGACAGGUAACAGCAGCUUGUCCACAAAGAGUCUUGCUCUGUUUUCUGGAGAAAGAAAUUGAAUUUGAGAUUAUUCAUAUCGAUCUUGAUACAUUAGAGCAGAAAAAACCAGAACAUCUUCUUCGUCAGCCAUUUGGUCAAGUUCCAGCCAUAGAAGACGGAGAUUUCAAGCUUUUUGAAUCACGAGCCAUUGCGAGAUACUACGCGACCAAGUACGCGGACCAAGGCACGAACCUUUUGGGCAAGUCUCUAGAGCACCGAGCCAUCGUGGACCAGUGGGCUGACGUGGAGACCCAUUACUUCAACGCUCUGGCCCAUCCCAUCGUGAUUAACCUAAUCAUCAAGCCUAGGUUAGGCGAGAAAUGUGAUGUCGUUUUGGUCGAGGAGCUCAAAGUGAAGCUAGGAGUGGUCUUGGACAUAUACAAUAAUCGGCUUUCUUCGAACCGGUUUUUGGCUGGUGAAGAAUUCACUAUGGCUGAUUUGACGCACAUGCCGGCGAUGGGGUACUUGAUGAGUAUAACCGAUAUAAACCAGAUGGUUAAGGCUCGUGGUAGUUUUAACCGGUGGUGGGAAGAGAUUUCGGAUAGACCGUCUUGGAAGAAGCUUAUGGUGCUGGCUGGUCAUUGAAUUAGCUCGAAUUUAUGAUGAUCUGAACCAAAUAAGCUUUAUAUAUUUUCUGUUUUCUGUUUGUGUUGUUUUGUACGUUUCAGUAAUAAAUUCAAUUUACUUUUUAAAGAUUUUAUGUCAA
Molecule: messenger RNA, 920 nt
Organism: Arabidopsis lyrata subsp. lyrata
Lineage: Eukaryota; Viridiplantae; Streptophyta; Magnoliopsida; Brassicales; Brassicaceae
Product: glutathione S-transferase F12
Exons: 3
Coding region: 155-799 (214 amino acids)
Cellular component (GO): cytoplasm
Molecular function (GO): glutathione binding; glutathione transferase activity
Source: RefSeq, a predicted model, not a curated record